UCCCCGCCCUGAAUCCUUACAGGUAGAUACAGGUGAGUAUUGAGCUGAACACAGAGGAGAAGACACCUUCCAGACAGAGGUUUGAAUCCUGUUUAUCGAGCAGCAGUAAAGAGUGGAUAUCCGGCUAACAUGGGGUUGACAUCUCACCCUGUUCUCCUCUGCCUCUUCUGCGUGAGCCUGGUCAGCCUGGCAACAGGUAAACACAAUAAUGAAGACCACAAUGAGAUGUCAGGCAAGUGCCAUGGAUGGGAAGUGGAUCUGAGACUCAACCUGAGUGAUUCAGGAAACAUCAGUGAAUGCCUUCGAGAUCUGGGGGACAAACUCAAUCUCCUGAGUCCAGGCUGUGUCAAAUCCUUCAGCCUGAAUAUCACUCUUUCGAAUCUGAAGUACCUGAUGAAGGCUUUGGUUGAAAGAUAUGAUGACCUAAUCCCUGGUACCAGGAAACAAGUUUACAACUGGGUGAAGUCUAUCUACCAGGAAGAAAAUGGUCCCUCUAGACCUGUUGAGCAUGGGAAACCAGAGGAAACUGACAAAUCCAAAAAGAACAAGGACAAAGGUCAAGGUGGAAAAGAUAAAGGCAACUGGAUCACUUUGGAAGUUCUUCUGCUACUCGAUCGCUUCAUUAUCCAAGCUCCGAGCUCCACCUUGAAGGGCCUGGGAGGAGAUCAUAACAGCACGAUUUGUCAGUUUUUCAACAGCUCCUCUGACCUGUUGGACAGGCUGCAUCACCUCACACCAGUGCAAGCCCAAAUACUGCUGAAAGGACUUAAUCAAUGCACCAAUGUGGACAUCAAGGAUCCUAAAUUUUUCGAUAGGCUCGGUCAGUUGGUGUGUUUUUAUCCUAAAAAAGACUUGAAAUCUCCUAACGAUAACUUCAUGUUCGCUUUAGUGAAAUCGCUGGAGAACUGCAGCAAUAAUGUGCAGGGGAUCUUACAGAGACUGGUGAAGGACACAAAUGUUGAGACGCUGACCCCGGAGAAAAUAGACAAACUGGGAGAAGCCUUGACCGAAUUAACAGUCAGCCAAGUGUCCAGUAUGAGCAAUGAUACUGUGAAUCAAACCGUUCUUUCUCUGGGUAAAAUCAAAAAGUGGUCUCGUGGUCAACGCAAAAUUCUGAUCAGAAAGAUCAAGUCACUUCACGAUACGUUCACAGCCAAGGAUUUGAAGCAACUGAACUCCUUGAUGGCCGGCCUCAACACAAUGGAUUUUGAGAAAAUGAACGGGAGCGAACUACUGGAUACCAUGGAAGAUAAAGCUGUGGCUGAGUCAUCCAAGGAGCUGGAAUCAUUGCAGAAGCGGUCGAUCGUGAACUCUAUCUUGAGGUCCGUAAAAGUCAGCUCGGCUCUGCAGAAACUUCCCGAGUCUCUCAUUUCUGAGGUGCCACUCAACGAACUGCAAAACGCUGGUGACGAUGUCGUCACGUUGGACUUCCUGAGUCAGAGCAAACCGUGGAAAACUGGCCAGGCCAUCGCACUGAUUAGUCAUAUUAAGGACAAACUCAAUAACAUGGAGAACAUUGGUAAACUGAAGGAUGCAGUGAAAGGAAUUGGGUGCAAGCUGAUCAGCUCGCUGAAGGCUGAGGUGGUGAGGAGUCUGGCAAGGAAUCCACGAGCAAUGGCUGAGCAGAUCCGAUGCUCUGCUGCCAGGUUCUUCAAGGUUCAGAAGUCGGCAAAUCCAGAUUAUUUCAGCAGUUUGACUGCGGACAAAAUCGAACAGUUGCCUGCCCCCUACCUGCUCUUUGAGCCGUCUAUAGAUGACUUGAACCUUAUCCCACAAGCUUUAUGCUCGAAUGUGUUGGAGCUGCUGAGCCAGACUAACAUCACAGUGCUUCCCCGUGUCGCAGCGAGGCGCACAGCUCUCCUCGGUUAUGCCAAGGAUUGCUUGAAAAUGACAGCCUCCUCACUGACGGAGGAUCAGGGCAACAGCCUAGGACCCCUGGUCUGUGCGUUCUCCGCGGAUGAGGUCAAGAACAUUAAUGACGCAGUCUUCCCAGAGAUCAUGGACCAGCUCCGCCAAUGUGGCCGGUUUGAGGGGAAGAAGAAAGAGGCACUUAGAAACAAGAUCAUCUCAAUCUAUUCAUCUCCCGCGGAUUGGACGGUUGAUACCCUGAGCCAGCUGGGCAGUCUGCUCGAGGUGCUAAACAAGGAUGACAUCAAAUUGAUCCCCAACAAUGAGUAUACCACAGCUGUAUUUCAGCAGCUCCUUGACUCUCACACCCCACCUCAGGGAUUUAUAAUUUCCGACUUUAACAAUACCGCUGACUUCUCUCUACUUUACGAGAAGUUCUUCAUUCUUCAGAAGGAUUCCCAGGAUAGCAAGAGGAGGCGCAGGGAGACAGAAUGUGCUUAUCGCCCGACCGUAGAGCAGAUACUGAACCUUGGCCAGUCAAACAGCUUCUGGACUGCUGAGCAGCUGGCUUGUAUGAAACCUCAGACCUUCAUAGACUCAGUAGAAAUGCUGACGGACAUUCCAACCCUCAGCGAUGAGCAGCUGAAAGCUUUAAAAUCCAUAGCUGUGAAGGCUUACGGCUCAAGCCUCACAAACGACCAGCUUGCCUCCCUGAAGAAGAUCACACUGUUCUUCACUGAAGAUGAAGUCAAGCAACAUUUCAAAAACAUUGACACUGACACCAUUGGAGCAAUUUCGGAGUACAAGGAAUGGGCGACUGACAAUUAUUCGUCUCGAGCCAAGUUUAUUGUGGAGGAGCUGUUGGCUGGUCAAGGAGUGGAGACUCUGAGCAGCACUCAGCUGAGCAGCCUGGGCUAUUUCAUCUGUACCUUGAACCUGACCCAAAUCCGCAAAAUUAAUGUGACAUCUUUCAGGUCUUCUGCCAGGGACAUUGGGGAGAACAUGUGCCCCAACGUAAUCACACUUUCUGCUUUGAAGGACAAGGCAGUGGAGGCAUUUAUCCCUGUGAAAGAGUGGACGGGUGCUGAGCUUCAGGAGAUUGGAACAAUAGCAGCCGGAGUCAGUGCCGAAGAAAUGGCUGAACUUUCAACCUCGUCGGUGAUGUUCCUGACACCACAGUCCAUUGUCCUCAUGCCUCCCAAGGUGUUAUCAGCAAUGUCAGUGGAGCAAAUCAAAAACUUGGGAGUACGAAACUCUGCCAGUGUGACUGCAGCCCAGAAGCGGGCGCUUUCAUCGAAUCAGCUGAAAGCCUUGAAUGAGAAUAUUCAAAUUAAAGGAGGUGCAGGUUCUGUUCAGCCUUUGUUGGCGACUCUCUUAGCGUUAGUCCUGACUGGUGUAUUUUAUUAGAAGGUCCAAAGGGGGAAAUCAGAAGAGACACAGAUGUCACACACAGCACUGGAUGACGUUUACUGGUGGGGUUGAAAUGAUGGUAUAAAACUGUGUAAAUCUAUGUGUCUAGUAAGACUGAAACAGUGAACUGCAAAGUAAAAAUUGCCAAUAAGGCAUUUUGCCACAUCCCUUUAAUGCCUCUAACUAUUCAACUCUCUUGUCUAUCUGCGGCAAAGCAGAAAUGGGGAAGCUAAUGGAUCGUGUGUGAGACCUUGAGUUCUGUUAAAUGGAAAUUAAUUUGGGAAAAGAGACAAGAAUUGGGACCAGGAAAGUUGGUAUAAUUGGAGUCAAUACGAAUGGUGCCGGACAUGUAUAUUUCUAUGGUUCUUUUCUGUUUGCAAUGUAACAAAUUUACAGUAAAGUUUUUCUUGUGGGAUGUUUUAA
Molecule: messenger RNA, 3681 nt
Organism: Callorhinchus milii (elephant shark)
Lineage: Eukaryota; Metazoa; Chordata; Chondrichthyes; Chimaeriformes; Callorhinchidae
Product: otoancorin
Exons: 25
Coding region: 130-3255 (1041 amino acids)
Biological process (GO): cell-matrix adhesion
Cellular component (GO): cell surface
Source: RefSeq, a predicted model, not a curated record